GCAAGUUAAGAGAACAAAGCUGCACUACAUCAGAAAUCGUCGUUUUCAUUUCGUACUCCUUAGGUCGAGCGCGCAGUAUUUUCCUCAGUAUUUCUGUAUCGGCUGCAGAGGCAUGGAUAGGCGUGUCGGUUUUCACGAAAAAAAGAUUAAAAUUGUUGACUCGACAGAAGUGAUCGUGUCGUGUUAGAUUCACAGUGCAGAAAGUAACUAGAAAUAAAUCUGAUGUCAUGAAUCCUGUGUUCGUAUGCAAUGAAAGCUCCGUUCCGUAAAGUGGAGUGGUAUCGAUUCUCGCGAGUUAUCACCUUCUGUCUCAAACUGAUUUCAUGAUCGGUUUGGAGGGACGCGUGGAGACAGUCGGUCUGUAGUCGACGAGAGAAUUGGUUAUCUGUUAUCUGAGUGACACUUUACAAAGCAUGAGGCUUACAAUGGACCAUAUGCCUGCAAUAUAUUGCUCCAAAAGAUUGUAUGACGUAAAAAUCCCCUCAGAUUGAUGUUGAUCAUUCACAAAAUGUAUAAUUCAAUCAAAUUGAUGGCUUAUGUUCACUUGCUCUGAAAAAUCAAUGCAGCUUGAAGAACCAAUGAGCUCCUUUCCCCGCACGCCGCAAAAUGAAAGAUACCCCGUGAGUAUACUUUACUAUGCCGUUAGUGGUUUCUUGAUUUACCUUUUCUUUGUUGAUUUUGUAUGAUAAAGCAACCGAUUCCAUGAAACUUGAUGUUGUGUAGCUGGGACAGCCUUUGACUAUACUCCAUCGCAUUCAAAGAUUCUUGCUAUUUUUAUUUUAUCAAAGGGAAUUUGAAUAAUUCAUCUAUAGCGGGCGGGGAACAGGUUCUGGUCAAUAUUACAAUAUCACUUCCGGGGGCGGGAGGCUGCUUUUGCGUAAAGCCUGGGCUGCCUUUCAUUGCGCUCUGGCUGCAAUUGUUGUGUAACAAAGGCCAUAUAAGUCACUAGCUCGAAUUUCCGCAGUUCAUGUGCAUUCUUUAAAGGUAGGAGCUCGUUUUUUGGCGGAAGCAAUCACAGAAAUGAAAAGUUACUUCUUGCUAGCGUUGCGCGAACUUUGAUCCUUGUUGUAUACUUCAACACGUACUUCAUUAUCUCAUUCUCAUGUGCAGUCGCUGAAUGAGUUGUGAGGCUGGCUUCAAGAGUUAUAAAUAUGUGUAAUUAGGACUGGUUAUACUAGAUUGUAUCAGCCUUCAUGUCAAACUCUGUUAGCGUGAAAUCGAAUCAAGGUUGUUUGUCAAGUAGCUGCUCAUGGAAUGCUUUCGGCAGACGUGCUAACCUGUUCACACUCGCUUUUUAUCUUGGGUUACGAGAGUUGUAUCGAGGUAUGCAUCCGUGCUACGUCGCCUAUCUAGGGUAAGUACAUCUACUUCUACGUCUACGACCUGGUUUCUGGAUUCGAUAGACCUAGAAGAUUUCAACUACAACUCAUAAUGUUUUUUUUUCAAUAAGUAAGCAGUUCUAUGGAGGUUUUUUUUUCAAGGCAGAACUUCGAGGAAAGGAAGACGAACAAAAGAUUAACAUCGUUGGGAAGAAGAUGUAUCCGUGGGGGUCCUCUGAGGUGCCUCCUGCUCAAAGGCGAGACUUUCUGGGACGUCUCUAUUACGAGAACCACUGUGAUAACUCAGCGGGCUGUGUGUUAAGCGAUUUUGCUUUGGUCGUCGUGCAAUUGUUGCUUGUCCGAAGAUUCCUCUCUUCGAAUGGUGUCUCCGCUCGAGAUGGGAGCCGGAACGCAGAUGACAAGCGCGCUGGUAACAAGUUUUUUACCUGCAGUAAGUAUUUUGAGUAGUUGAUAUCUAUUUCACUAAGUUAGAAGCUUUGCUUUUAUUCAUGGUCCAAUAACACGACUAGGAUCAAUUUGUGCAACAACAUGAAUACAUUCAGAAAUAAUUGCAACAACAUUUUAUCUCACUCAUAUCCUCUUCUCACAUGACGCAAUCGCGACACAAGACACUGCUGUGUAAGUCAGUACUUUUUCUUUCAACAAUCCUUCAGGUCCGGGGAGAACCGCUUUGCGGCUGUAUUCAUGGAGUUGGUACACCGUCUUGUGCUCGAAUUUUGCGGCUGGAUUGUACCACAUGAAUUGCACGGCAAAAGAACAAGCCGAUAAGCCGCUAGAUUUUGCCUUCUGGCUCGUGAGUGGCGUCCUUCUUGUUUGCAGCUGCGCUUUGCUCUUCCUGCUCUCUCUCCAUUUGGUUCGCCAUCGUACGCAAGUCGCGUCCAGUCGACGUGGUAGCGGUGUUUAUCGUGGUAGCGAGCUGAUGAAGCUGAAAACCGGUUGUUCAGAUCCUAACGUAGGCAGUCGGACUACAAAAGACGUAAAGAACGUAGACGACAACGGAGUAAGCCUCCUUGCACAGGAGCAAGAAGACGCACAAGCUGAAGUUUCGACGACAAGUGAGACAGAGGACGGUGGUAGUUGCACCACUGGAAGCACCACUGCUGCGGUAAAGAAUAAGCGCAGAGCAAGCGAAGGCACAGAAAGCGAGGCGUCCACGCGUGAGUCUAGGUCGGGAAGUACAACCGGCAACGACGAGUCCUCCUCCGACGACAAAUUCGGUCGUGCCGACUAUUCGGAUAAAAUUGUGACAUCCUCUGGUCGUGCGAAGAAUAUUGAAGAAGAUGAGGAUGAAGAGCGGUUUUUCAAUGAGAUCAAGUCAUCCCCAAGACCGCCGUUAGGUGGAGGUAGUGACGCCAAGAAAGCGGGGAGUCGAGGACGCAAGUGGCGAACGGGAACUUCCAAAAAGGAACAUCAUCAAGGCAGUUCUGUUGGAAAUGGCGUAACGACAGGGAGGAGAACUUCUUCUUGGUUCACCGCAUCCGAUAGGGAAGCACUACGACAUCCGAUUAGCAUUGCGAUCUUACUGCUGGCGACCACAAUGUCAGGCGUUCACAUGAUCUUCUCUCUCCACUUCAUUGUACUCGGCAUAACAUAUCUCCUUGCGUGGAUCAGCAUAGCAGCAGCGGUUGUAUGGUACCUUCUUGUUUUGAUGCGCAUCCCGUAUAGAAGUUUCUACUUAGGGAGGAACAUAUGCAUCUUUAGAUUAAGAUUCAUAAAAAACAAGUUUCUAAACAACUCCGAUUGCCGUCCCUUCCUGAUGUAUUUUGGAACAAUUCAUUCUAUCAAUCUGUUCCUCAUUGAUUUGUUUUGCUAGGUGUUGUCUGCGGCAGUGGUGUGAAGCUGGCGGAUGGAAUAAUAAGUCAUCUUCCGGGGUAUCCGGGGUCUCCUUUGGGCGGUCAGCGCUUGCCUUUGGUGUUGGAUGGGCUCUUGCGUUAGUAACGUUUGCAGUGUUUGUGAAGCUGGGUAGUACGUGUGACGAAUCCUGGAUUUACGACCGAAGCGCAUGCGCCUUAGAUCCGGUGAUGCCCCACAUCAAUCAUAACACACUUGCACACCUCAUAUUCUUGCUCGCAACACCCUUCCUGAUCGGCGGCGGCGGCCGAACCUUCGCUUCGUUGGUAUCCUCCUGAGAAGGCAGCCGCAGACCACCACGGCGGGUCCUGCGAAGACUUCCACGACGGGUCCUGCUACAGUGCUGCUACUUCGUAACCCGAAGAUCAUAAGUAAUGCUCGGCUUUUAGUAUCAACAGAAACAGCGGUCAACGCUGCGUGGUACAAGAACUGACGAUAAGCUACCUCACUUCUGGCUCAUCGCAGGACUGGAACUCAAUUUUGACCAUUCUGCUGCAUUACGGGAGGUUGGACGCUACAAAUAGUACUUCUGAUGUCAUGACAACCAGGCUAAAAUCUUCACCGCAUAGACGUAAGUAUCAUGAUGAUUCCUUUGCCCUCAAAUGAAGAUUUGUCGGCUUCUCCACCGUCGUGGAGCUGUGCUAGUGGUUGAGUACCACGCCACUUCUGUGGUUGCGUACCAUUGAUGUGGACAUCUUGAUGCUGACAAUUCGGGUUCUCGUGGAAGAUGUAUAAUUUUAGCCAUAAGACACCUAGUAUGUUUGCGCUUGGAGAAAAGCAUUGCUUUUAAA
This is a messenger RNA of Amoebophrya sp. A25, 3982 nucleotides long. NCBI's taxonomy places the organism in Eukaryota, Dinophyceae, Syndiniales, Amoebophryaceae. The record is from the annotation of a GenBank genome assembly.